UAACAGAAAAAUGAACAAACAUCAACAAAUUAUUGUGAGAUUUUGAGGUUAAAUUAGAAAAAUAUGGGAUUAGUGGCGAGUAACGCCUACUUAGUUGUAUUUACAACGGGCACGUUUGUAGGAGCCUUGUCUGCUUAUUAUUUAACUAAAUUCCGACGAAAACCUACGGAACAUUCUUGGGAAGAAGGUGCCGAAGAAAGAUUUGAGUUUGAAGAUCCCAAAGAUGAGUACCGGUUAAUAAUGGGAGUUCGUAACGAUUUGAAAAUGCAAAAGGGCAAAGUCGCAGCUCAAUGUGGACAUGCAGCUGUUGCAGCAUAUGCCAAAGCUUUAAAACAAAAACCGAAAACGUUAAAAAAUUGGCUUAAAUAUGGUGGUACAAAAAUAGCAGUUCGAUUAGAUUCAGAAGAAGAAAUGAUUGCCAUCGAUAAGAAAGCUAAGGAGUUGGAUGUGUUGUCGAGUAUCAUUAGAGAUGCUGGUCAAACUCAAGUUGCUCCAGGUAGUAGGACCGUAAUUGCAAUUGGACCGGCUCCUAAAAGUGUGUUGGAUCAAAUCACCGGACAUUUAAAACUAUAUUAAUAAGACCAGUGUAAAAUUCCUUAAGCUAAUGUUAUUUAUUAAAUUGUACAUAAUAAUGACAAA
Molecule: messenger RNA, 639 nt
Organism: Aethina tumida (small hive beetle)
Lineage: Eukaryota; Metazoa; Arthropoda; Insecta; Coleoptera; Nitidulidae
Product: peptidyl-tRNA hydrolase 2, mitochondrial-like
Exons: 3
Coding region: 64-576 (170 amino acids)
Cellular component (GO): mitochondrion; cytosol
Molecular function (GO): peptidyl-tRNA hydrolase activity
Source: RefSeq, a predicted model, not a curated record